AGUGACCCAACUCUCUCACCAACCUCCAACCAUGACCAUGAGCAAACCCCCCCUGACCCUUCUCAUCGACUGCGACAACACACUCGUGCUCUCCGAGCACCUCGCCUUCGCCGGGUGCGCGACGCUCAUCAACCGCCUCCUGUCCCAACACGGCAUCUCGCGAACCUACACGGGCGCCGAGCUGGAAUCGCGCUUCGUCGGCCAAAACUUCCGCGGCAUCCUCGCCUCCCUCUCCGCGGACCACGGCCUCUCCCUCCCGCCCACGGACGUGGACGUGCUCGCGACCGCCGAAGUCGAGACCGUCCUCGCGCUCCUGCGCACCUCGCUCCUCCCCGCCCCCGGCGCCGCCGCCGCCCUCGCGCGCGCACAGCCACACGCCACGCUCGCCGUCGUAAGCUCGAGCGCCGCGCGCCGCGUCCACGUGUCCCUGCAGACGGCGGGGCUCGCCGCACUCUUCGGCCCGCGCGUGUACUCGGCCGCGUCCUCCCUCCCCGUGCCCAGCUCCAAGCCCGACCCCGCGGUGUACCUCCACGCAAUGGUGAAGCUGGGCGUGCCGCCCGCGGAGUGUGUCGCCGUCGAGGAUUCGCGGAGCGGCGUCGUCGCUGCGGUGCGCGCGGGGAUCGCGACGCUCGGGUAUGUCGGCGCGCUGCAGCCCGCAGAGCGGGAGGCCGCGGCGGAGAAGCUGAGCGAGGCGGGCGCGGCGGAGAUCAUGUAUGAGUGGAGCGAGUUUGGGGCGUGUCUCGCCAAGAUGGGGCAUCCGCUCGCGAGCGCGUAGCGACAUGAGGGUAGAUGUAUGCAAGCGCAGGUCGCUCAGUCUGAAGCGGAAAGGGCGCAGCUGGCUUUGCAUCAUGAGCAGGGCCAUGUAAAGAGAGUGGGGUUCUGCAGCCAGACCGAUCUGCGGCUCGAGUGAUUCGCCGCCUGCAAUCGUGCACUCUCCAUCCAUCAUGCUC
Molecule: messenger RNA, 950 nt
Organism: Cutaneotrichosporon oleaginosum
Lineage: Eukaryota; Fungi; Basidiomycota; Tremellomycetes; Trichosporonales; Trichosporonaceae
Source: RefSeq, a predicted model, not a curated record